AUUAUUGUGAUGGAUUUAUCGGCUGUUUGGACUCUCAUUCUGACGGCACCCAUUCACUGCAGAGGAUUCAUCGGUGAUGCUGAAUAACACCAUAUCUGUUUGAUGAGGAAAUGUACUCAUCUACAUCUUGGAUGGCCUGAUGAUUUCUGAAGACUGUCAGGAUGUUUCGUGGUUUCUUUGUGAAGACGAUUAGCUUUGUCGGUUACACCGUCCAGUAUGGCUGCAUCGCUCACUGCGCCUUUGAGUAUAUCGGCGAAUUUGUGUCGUGUUCAGGACCUUCCAUGCAGCCCACCAUCACUAACCAUGAUGUGGUUUUUUCAGAACGAGUAAGCCGUCACCUCUGUCGAAUACAAAAAGGGGAUAUCAUAAUAGCCAAAAGUCCUUUUGAUCCAAAAAUGAACAUUUGUAAACGAGUGAUUGGCCUGGAAGGGGACAAAGUUUGCACUAGUGGACCAUCUGAUGUCUUUAAAACACACACUUAUGUACCAAGAGGGCAUGUGUGGCUGGAAGGCGAUAACCUUCGGAAUUCCACAGAUUCCCGAAGCUAUGGCCCAGUUCCCUAUGCCCUGAUCCGAGGACGCGUUUGCUUAAAGCUGUGGCCCCCACAUAAUUUUGGCGUAUUGGCUGAAAGUCCAAAUGAUGGGCGCAUUUUAUGAAGAAGCUGUGUUCAUGUAUAGUCGCAAUGUAAAAGAUUUUUUUGCAAUGUUGUAAAAUAAAUUUACAUUUAUAA
Molecule: messenger RNA, 730 nt
Organism: Carassius auratus (goldfish)
Lineage: Eukaryota; Metazoa; Chordata; Actinopteri; Cypriniformes; Cyprinidae
Gene: immp1l
Product: inner mitochondrial membrane peptidase subunit 1
Exons: 6
Coding region: 162-656 (164 amino acids)
Cellular component (GO): membrane; mitochondrial inner membrane peptidase complex
Molecular function (GO): serine-type endopeptidase activity
Source: RefSeq, a predicted model, not a curated record